Molecule: messenger RNA, 4360 nt
Organism: Parnassius mnemosyne (clouded apollo)
Lineage: Eukaryota; Metazoa; Arthropoda; Insecta; Lepidoptera; Papilionidae
Source: the annotation of a GenBank genome assembly
AAUUUGCAAAUGGCCGUGAAAAGGAUCGAGCUCCUGGGUGUAUGAAAUAGUAAAUGGUGGAAUUGUCGGUGUUAAAAACUUGUGAUUAAAUCUUAGUUCGGUGUAGUGUUGUUAAAAUAAUACAAGAUGUGCCAAAAAGAUAGAAUCCUGUUGUAAUAGUGGUUUCGGAAGCGCCAGGGAACCGCUGCUGGAACAGUCGACGUGAGAUUGCUGACUGCGGGGUCGGUGCAUCGCGUGGCGUUGCGAGCGGAGGCAUCGCGGUCUAUAGCUAGUGCAGCCGGGGCUCGGAGCUAGCGCGCGCCACCAUGAACGAGCUGGACAGUUUGCGUCAGGAGGCUGAGACGCUCAAGAAUGCGAUACGGGUGAGUCACACAUAAAAAGGUCCUAUCCUACCUACCUUCACAUGAAGGCUUUAGAAACUACCAUUGCAAAAUCAUUUAACCUUUUCAAGCUGAAAGACUGAAAUUUUUAGAGGCUGGAAGGAAGAUCGCAUUUUGUACGCGAGCUGUUUAAAUUCGAUGCCCAGUGAUACUGAUGAAGUAGGAGGUAAUCUCAAGCUGUAAAUUCGACUCUAUUACUUGGGGUUAAGAAAUGGAUAUGGAGAAGUGUUUUCGAUCGAUCUAGAAUGUAGAUUGAUGGGAUUGAGGCCUUAAAAAAGGAUUGCUUCGUGUGAUGGCAAAUCUUUGAAAAAAUCGAUCCCCGGAUCAAUUAAUAUAAAAUUGAUCUUACGGUCAUUCAUUUAAUCGAGUUUCUUUUCCAAUUCGGAUUUAGAUAUUAUUAGUUAUCUGUAGAUAAUAAUUUGCCGGCGCCUGUCUCUCAAUGCGAUUACAAUCAGCGUCUUCAGAGCAAGAGUUGAACUUAUCAUAGUCAGUAGGUACUAGCUAAGCAAAACGCGUGUGAGCGCGCGCACACACACACACACACACACACACACACACACACACACACACACACACACACACACACACACACACACACACGCACGCUCGCAUGCACACGCACACACAAAGUGCUUUUUAGCUGUCCACUUUCUCUUUUUCAUUUUGUAUUGACUGGUCUCAAUACUGUAUUAUGUAAAUUUAAGGAAAGCAGCGAGGUAGUUCCAACACAAGUAUUUUAUAACUUACUGGAGCUACCUCAAUUUCUGUAAUGCAUGACAAUGUAUUGAGAAACAAUAAACAUAUUAUUAUUAUUAAAAGUCACUACCAUCUCUGCACAGGGAGGACGACUUACUGGGCCACGCCGCAAAAGAGAAAGCCGACCUUUUAGGCUCCCUUUAUGCGUCCAACUCGACUCUUGAUGACGGGGGAAACACACCGCCGCCAUCCCGCGGUGUGAGUGCUCUAUGCCGGAUGUGCGGUUCUCACAGCGCUCGGUUCGCAGAGCACUUCUCUCCCUGGACAUCAACAAGUCGAGUGAGUCUGACGGAAUCCUCCCAAUUGUGCUGAGGACGUGUGCUCCGGAGUUAACACCGGUUCUAACGCGUCUUUUCCGGUACUCCUACUCCCUAGGCGUAGUCCCGAAAUCUUGGAAGACAGCUUUUGUCCACCAGAUCCCUAAAGAAGGUGACCGCUCAGACCCGUCCAACCACAGGCCUAUCGCCAUUAUAUAUAUAUCCUUGUUCUCCAAAAUAAUGGAAUCCGUUAUAAACUGCCACCUCAUGCGGUACCUUGAGAAUCACCAGCUGAUCAGUGACCGCCAAUACGGUUUUCGUCGGGGUCGAUCAGCUGGUGAUCUUCCUGGUCUACUUGACUCAUAGAUGAGCAGAGGCAGUAGAGUCCAUGGGGGGGAGGCAUUGGCCGUUAGUUUGGACAUUGCGAAGGCCUUCGAUCGGGUUUGGCACAAAGCGCUUCUUUCGAAGCUCCCUUCCUAUGGGGGGCUUCCCGAGAAAUUGUGCAAUUGGAUCACCAGCUUUCUUGCAGAUCGGAGCAUCAAGGUCGUUGCAGACUGUGCAUGCUCCGACUACAAGCCUAUUAACGCUGGUAUUCCACAAGGCUGCGUGCUAUCACCAACGCUGUUUCUUCUGCAUAUCAAUGAUAUGUUGCAAACAUUGUUUGCUAUGCAUUCAUUGCUAUGCAGAUGACAGCACUGGUGAUGCUCUAUACACCGGCCGUGCCAAUAUUUCUCGGGAAAACGUCGCCGAGUACCGUAACAAACUUGUGUCUGAAGUCGAGUCUUUGCUGGACAAAGUCUCGGAUUGGGGGCGACUAAAUCUAGUCCAUUUUUAUCCUCAGAAGACACAAGUUUACCACUAAAAAGAACCCCUUUGUCGUAUCUCCUCAGUUUCAAGCCACCCCCCUUCUUGCCUCAGCCAGUAUCGGAAUCCUCGGCGUCGACAUAUCGAGUGACGUGCAGUUUCGUGGUCACUUGGAAGAGAAGGCCAAAUUUGCCUCUAAAAAGCUUGGCAUGCUCAGCAGAGCGGGACUGUAUUUCAUGCCGGCACAACGCCUGCAACUUUAUAAGGCGCAAGUUUGGCCUCACAUGGAAUACUGUUCCCAUCUCUGGGCUGGGGCUCCCCAGUGCCAGCUCCUUCCACUUGACCGCAUCCAGCGCAGAUCGGCUCGAAUCGUCGACGACCGAGUCCUUUCCGAUCGGCUCGACUCAUUGACGCUGCGAAGAGAUGUUGCAUCUAUUUGCAUUUUCUUUCGCAUUUACCACGGGGAGUGCUCUGAGGAAUUGUUCGGAUUAAUCCCAGCCGCCAAAUUUCACGAACGCACAUCGCGGCAGAACUCCCGAUACCAUCCACACCAUCUGGAUGAUUGGCGGUCCACCACUGUGCGAUUUAGAAGAUGUUUUCUUCCUCGCACAACUUCCUUGUGGAAUAGUUUACCACCAGCGAUUUUCUGGACCGUUACGACUUAGGGACCUUCAAGAAAAGAGCCUACUCCUUUUUAAAAGGCCGGCAACGCAUCUGCAAUUCCCCUGGUGUUGCGGUUGUUCAUGGGCGGCGGUAUUCACUUACCAUCAGGUGAGCCGCAUGCUCGUUUGCCCCCUCUCCUAUAAAAAACAAAGUUAGAAUUACAGCUUAUAUACGUCCCACUGCUGGUCACAGGCCUCCCCUCAUUUCUGAGAGGGUUUUAGGGCAAGGAAAUGUCCGCCGCGGUGCCACAAUGUGUGUUGGCGAACUUCACGUCAUCGAAAUUUUUUUUCUUAUUUCUCAGACAUGCCAGUUUCCUCACGAUGUUUUCCUUCACCGCCGAGCACGUGGUAAAAUUAUUAUUAUUAAGAGUGAUUAGGUUUUUGUUACGCUAAGACAGUGUGAUUUUACAUCUAGGGCUUCAUGAAAACUCACUGGCUUGUACAUACAAUAUCAUAUCACAUAAUUAAAAUAUAUGUUAUCAACUAUUUUAAUAUUCUUGGCAUGUUUAUCUUGCUUAUUGUGCGACUACUAAAUACACAAGGGGUAUGGAAUGAUAACAUUGAGGAACAUUGUGUAUUCUUGUUUAUAAAUUAUUAGCAAUGGCCCGAAAUUCGUUUUACAUUUGGUUUAACCAAAUUUCGGUAGCUUGAGCAUAGCUUCUGCUUACGGUACAUGUACCUACAAGGAAGAAGUAAAAUACCUGCACUGCACUAUUUUGAUUAAAGUUAAUAGAAAUCUGUCAUACUUGUAAAAUAAGUCGAUAUAUACGCUAUAAUCAUGCUCAUAUUUGUUCAUUAAUAAUUACUAUCAUUAUCAUUUUGCUCAUUUUAUUACGUUUAAGUCGUAAUUAUGUAUACAUAUACGUAGUAGAACCAUGCUGCAGCUAUAUUAGAAGUAUAUUGUAGCACGAAUGGGUCGGAUCGGCCGGGGAAGGACCCACGCUCUCACAGAAUACCUGCGUAAAAUAGCAGCUUAACACUGCUUUGUUUCGUAUGGUGAAUGUAGAGAACCGGAAACCCUUUUUUACUGGAAAAGAGGCAUUCCAUCUUAGUCCUUUAUUGAGGAUAGAUGUAGAUGUCUAUGGGUCACAGCAACCACUUACCAUCAAUCAGGUGGGCUGUGCUCGUUUGUCACCCUAUCCCAGGGCUCGGAACCGGUUUAAAAAGAGCGGUUAAUUUCGAUUAAUUACCGGUAAAUUUAUCGCUCCUUCAAUUACCGGUUAAAAAAUUAACCGGUUAUGAUUAAACCUAAACGAUAAAGGUUACCGGUUACUUAACGGUUUUGACACCCAAAUUAACCGGUUAAUUCCGUAAAACGUAAAGGCAGUUAUGAAUAGGACAGGUAGAUUCAUGUUGGGAGGAGCUUAUGCGGCAUCGCCGCAUGCGGACAUACUUAUCAUCAAUUAUCUGCCUUUAAGCUAUACGUUUUUUCAGUCGCGAUCAGGAUGUGUAGUGGGAGUUUGGCGUUUACGAAAAACGUGAAAGUAUUAGAGAUGUUUUG